CUUCACACAAAACAUAUUUAAGGUGAAUAAGUAAAACAAUCUACUCAAUUCCAGUAACAUGAGAAAAUCUAAUUCCUUACUGUCCACCACUGAUAAUAACUGAUUUACUGUCAUGACUGUAAUUUGAAAUCAGAAGAAUCUAAUGUUUUAUUCUCUAAUGUUUCUUCUAUUUAUUCUUCAUAUGUGAUCUUCAUCCUAUAACACAGAUGAUGAUGAGUGUAAGUAUGAAGUCCCAAUAUGUGGUGCAAAUGCAACUUGCUACAACACAAAAGGUAGCUACUACUGUCAGUGUGUAACGGGGUACCAGACAAAAUCACGGAAUGUUAAUUUUACUCAGGAGAAUGGUGAACAAUGCAAAGGUCAGUAUGUCUGUAAUAUUCUCUGAUAUUGAUUCCUGUAUUAAUGCUACAUUAAGGAUAAACCUGAACCUCUGCUUUUGUUGUUCUGUCUCAGACAUUAAUGAGUGUGAGACAAACAAAGUCAUCUGUGGCUCUAAUGCUAGAUGCCAUAACACCCCUGGUUCCUAUUACUGCACGUGUGUUUCUGGUUUUGUGGCGAGCAACGGACAGGAGCAGUUUAUUGCAAGUCAAAGUGUUUCAUGCAACGAUGAGAAUGAGUGUGAGUCUGACACAGGAUUGGCAUCAAUAUGUGGUGUAAAUGCAACUUGCUACAACACAAAUGGUAGCUACUACUGUCAGUGUGUAACGGGGUACCAGACAAGAUCUGUUAAUUUCAAUCAGGAUAAUAGUAAACUAUGCAAAGGUCAGUAUGUCUGUGAUAUUCUCUGAUGUUUAUUUCUGUAUUAAUGCUACAUUAAGGAUAAACCUGAACCUCUGCUUUUGUUGUUCUGUCUCAGAUAUUAAUGAGUGUACUACAAACAAAGUCAUCUGUGGCUCUAAUGCUACAUGCCAUAACGCCCCUGGUUCCUAUUACUGCACGUGUGUUUCUGGUUUUGUGGCCAGCAACGGACAGAAGCAGUUUAUUGCAAGUCAAAGUGUUUCAUGCAACGAUGAGAAUGAGUGUGAGUCUGACACAGGAUUGGCAUCAAUAUGUGGUGUAAAUGCAACUUGCUACAACACAAAUGGUAGCUACUACUGUCAGUGUGUAACGGGGUACCAGACAAGAUCUGUUAAUUUCAAUCAGGAUAAUGGUGAACAAUGCAAAGCUCAAUAUUAAUGAGUGUACUACAGACAAAGUCAUCUGUGGCUCUGAUGCUACAUGCCAUAACGCCCCUGGUUCCUAUUACUGCACGUGUGUUUCUGGUUUUGUGGCGAGCAACGGACAGCAGCAGUUUACUGAAACUCAAGGUGUUUCAUGCAACGACAUCAACGAGUGUGAGAAAAACAAUUGUAGUGAUAAUUCUCAGUGCAAAAACACUCUUGGCUCAUAUUACUGCACAUGUAAGCCAGGUUUUGUGAGCAGCAAUGGACAGGAAAAAUUUAAAGCAAUCCAAGGGGUUACCUGCAAUGGUAAUGUGUUCUUUGGUCAUCGUUCUACUUAAAUCUACUUGAAGUAUUGCAUCUUUCACAUAAGCUAAAUAAUAUUUUUCAAUGUCCAUGUUUCCUUGCGCAUGUAGUUUGGAGCAUUUUAGGCCAAAAGUGCAGAAUUCAAGUUAUUAUCUGUAUGAUCAGUUUCCGUUAUAGCCCUCAUGAUUUAAUGUGGCUUGAAAAUCACUUAAAGAAUAUUAAUUUGAUUAAUUGAGGAAAUUGUAAGAGUUGUGUAAAUUACUUUGCACAAAAAUAAAACCUAGUGAAUGG
Messenger RNA from Clarias gariepinus (North African catfish), 1757 nucleotides. Its product is annotated as adhesion G protein-coupled receptor E1-like. The transcript is spliced from 5 exons. The record is from RefSeq and is a predicted model, not a curated record. Gene Ontology annotation, molecular function: calcium ion binding. NCBI's taxonomy places the organism in Eukaryota, Metazoa, Chordata, Actinopteri, Siluriformes, Clariidae. Bases 1148 to 1501 code for a protein of 117 amino acids.